Molecule: messenger RNA, 997 nt
Organism: Zingiber officinale
Lineage: Eukaryota; Viridiplantae; Streptophyta; Magnoliopsida; Zingiberales; Zingiberaceae
Exons: 2
Coding region: 63-647 (194 amino acids)
Source: RefSeq, a predicted model, not a curated record
CAUCAAAGGAAAGAGGGAAGGGAAGCCAGAGAGAGAGAGAGAGAGAGGGGAAGGAAGACGAGAUGGGAGGCCAUUCGUUCGAGAGAGAGAUCUUGAUCCCUACUUCCAAGGAGAAGAGUGAGGAGGAGGAGGAGGAGGUUGAGGAGCCGUUGAUCGCGGUGCCGGAGGAAGAGGAUGCAGGGGGGAUCCAUUGGGGAAAGGAUUUGAAGCAGGAAGAGACGUGGCGGAGGAAGACCGGCGGAGGAGUGACGCUAGAGGGGUACGUGGACGGCGGCGACGGCAUCGAAGACAGGACGGACGGGGUCGCGAGGACGAAGAGCUUAAGGGGCGAGGACCUGGAGGAGCUCAAAGGCUGCCUCGACCUAGGGUUCGGAUUCAACUACGACGAGAUCCCCGAGCUGUGCAACACGCUCCCUGCUCUGGAGCUGUGCUACUCCAUGAGCCAGAGGUUCCUGGACGAGCAGCAGCACAAUCGUUCGCUGGAUCGCUCCUCCUCGGGCGAUUCAUUGGAUCUGUGUGAAUCCCCGUCGUCCCCUCUCGUCGCCAACUGGAAGAUCGCUAGCCCAGGAGAUGAUCCAGAUGAAGUAAAAGCAAGGCUAAAAUAUUGGGCUCAAGCAGUGGCGUGCACUAUCAGACUGUGCAACUGAUAAAAAUUUCAUCUUUUCGAUUGUUUCUGGUGACGAAAAGGCGUAAUUAACCAUCAGCAGAAAAGAUUCCGGGAAAUAAAGCAUGAGAAAAAGAGAGGAAGCGAUGAGAAGAAGACUGAAAAGAUGGCAAUGGAAGUACGAAAAGAAGAAAAGAGGAAGCAGUAGAAGAGGGAGGUUGAGAGCAGAUUGAUAACGCAUUUCCUUCUUACCGCAUUGUUUCUGUAACGAUCGAGGUGAUAGAAACGUUGUACGAUAAUGUAAAUGAGAAUAAUGUUGAGGUUGCUCUCUGUAAGAAGUUUCUCAAGGAAUUCUGCAACGUGAAUGGAGGAUUUGAUGCUUGCAAGUUGCAA